UCUAACGUCGUCUUACGAUACACUGUCUAUCAGGGAUAAUGCUUUGGUGUGUGACUCUUAUUCUUGUCAGCUUUGUAAAAUCUCGAUCAGAGAGUUUACAGGUUAUUGGUCCAGAAGCUCCUCUUGUUGCUGUAGCUGGUGAAGAUCUGAUUCUGCCCUGUUUUAUCAAACCCAACACCAGUGCUGUGGACAUGACAGUGGAGUGGAUGAGAAUAGAGGAAGUGGCUUCAUUAGUGCAUCUCUAUAGGGAUCAUGAAGACAGAAAUGAAGGUCAGGCUCAGUCCUACAGAGAAAGAACAUCACUGUUUAAAGAAGAGCUACAGAAAGGCAACACUUCACUCAAACUCUCAGAUCUCAGAGUCUCUGAUGAAGGAGAAUAUAAGUGUCUUGUUGAGGAAAAAUCCUGGUACGAUGACAUCAUUGUGAAGGUCAUUGUAGAGGCUCAGGGAAGCCACCCAGUGAUAAUGAUGGAGAGUUUUGAUAACUCAGGAGGGAUUAAUCUAGUGUGUGAGUCCAGAGGCUGGAAACCUGAACCUGAUGUUCUGUGGCUGGACAGAGAAGGAGUCACUCUGACUGCUGAAGAUACACAGAUACACAGAGACACUGAGCUCUUCAGUGUGAAAACCAGCAUCACUGUUUAUGAUUAUAGCGACUCUAACAGGUUUUACUGCAGACUUCAGCAAAAACAUCACAUGCUGGAGACAGAAAUUAUCAUCAGUAGUAAAGUCUUUCAUGCUUGGAAGUGGAUUGUCGGGAUCUCAGUUUCAGCAUGUCUUAUUGCUGUUGGAUUGAUCGUAACUGCAGUUGUUUGUCACAAGAAAGAGAUGCAGAAGCAGACUAUUAUCUCUCAAAAAGAGAGACAGAUACAGAUGCUGAAAACUGAAAUGAGGAAGGAGAAGGAGUACACAGAGAGGCAGAUACAGAUGCUGGAAGCUGAAAUGAGGAAGGAGAAGGAGUACACAGAGAGGCAGAUACAGAUGCUGGAAGCUGAAAUGAGGAAGGAGAAGGAGUACACAGAGAGGCAGAUACAGAUGCUGGAAGCUGAAAUGAGGAAGGAGAAGGAGUACACAGAACUGCAGAGACUGAGUGUGGAAUACGAGUUAUUAAAGAAGAAGCAGUAUGCAGUGGAUGUGACUCUGGAUCCUGAUACAGCAAAUCCAUCUCUCAUCCUGUCUGCUGAUGGAAAACAAGUGACACGUGGAGACACACGACAGAAUCUCCCUGAUACACCACAGAGGUUUAAUUCUGUCUGUGUUCUGGGAAAGCAGAGUUUCUCCUCAGGGAGAUUUUAUUAUGAGGUGCAGGUCAGUCGAAAAACAGCCUGGAUAUUAGGAGUCGCGAGAGAGAACAUUAACAGGAAGGAGUGGGUGAUUAUAGAGACUCCACAGGAUGGAUUCUGGACUGUAUGGAUGAGGAAUGAGAAUCAGUAUGAGGCUCGUGCUGGUCCCUCUGUCCCCCUCACACUGAGAGAGAAGGUGGAGGUUGUGGGGGUAUUUGUGGAUUAUGAGGAGGGUCUGGUCUCCUUUUAUGAUGUGAAGUCCAGAUCUCAUAUCUACUCUUUCACUGGUCAGUCUUUCACUGAGAAUCUCUAUCCAUAUUUCAGUCCUUAUUUACAUGAAGACGGUGAAAAUUCAGCACCACUGAUCAUCUCUCCUGUAUUUAAGACUGAAUGAAUUUUUAGUCAAAUUUUCUUACAAAUUUAUUUAUCUAUUAAAUGGUAAGAAUAAAAAUAAAUAUUUCACUUUUUUAGUUACAUUUUAAAAACACAUUUUCCCUUUUAAAAUUCUGUACAGAUUAUUUUAAUACCUGUUUUUU
This is a messenger RNA of Tachysurus vachellii, 1815 nucleotides long. RefSeq names its product butyrophilin subfamily 1 member A1-like. The record is from RefSeq and is a predicted model, not a curated record. The transcript has 16 exons. Lineage: Eukaryota; Metazoa; Chordata; Actinopteri; Siluriformes; Bagridae. Bases 39 to 1673 code for a protein of 544 amino acids. Gene Ontology annotation, molecular function: protein binding.